AUGUUCCACCUCUUCUCCCACUGCUGGUCGUGGCUGCAGGCCAUACAGGAGCCCGUCAGGAAGGUGACCCUCCUUGUCAUGGGGCUGGACAAUGCGGGGAAAACCUCCGUCAUCGCGGACAUAGAGAGAGGUGAGGAGCGGCACAGCCCCGAGCCAGCCCCGGGCGGGGGCAGCAGCUUUAGCCGCCUGCGGGUGGACAGGUUCGAGGUGACCCUGCGGGACCUGCCCGGGGCACAGCGCUCCCGCAGCGCCUGGCGCAGCCACUACAGCGAGGCUCACGGGCUCCUCUUCGUGCUGGACUCCGCUGACCUGGCACGGAUGGAGGAGGCCCGCAAGGUCCUGGGCCGCGUCCUCAGCCACCCUGAUGUCUCCGGGAAGCCGCUCUUGCUGCUGGCCAACAAGCAGGACGCGCCGGCCGCGCUGCUGCCCUGCGAGCUGAUCGAGCGGCUGUGCCUGGAGCGCCUGGUCAACGAGAACCGCUCUCCGUGCCGCAUCGAGCCCUGUGUCGCCAAGCGGGUCCCCCCCGCCGGCCCGGCCCGCACCACCCUGCAGGGGCUGCGCUGGCUCCUCCGCGCCGCCGCCGCCGCCCCGGCCCCGCCGGACGCCGCCCCGGUGCCUCCCGCCCCUCGGGCCGCCCGCGGCCGCCCGCCCGCCCGCAGGUGGGUGCGGGUCCGAGAGCCCGUCCUGGCCCCGGCUCCCCCCGCAGCGCUCGGGCUCACCGCGCUGUGCUCCUCCCGCAGGGACCGGCCGCUCCCCGCGGAGGAUGCUCGGGAGAACGGGGAGCCCCGGGCGGUGCGCCCCGUCUGCCGCCUCCUGCCCCUGGAGGAGAGCGCUAAGGGCCCCAGGAGGAGGAAGAGGAAGGUGAAGGUGAAGAAGAAGGGCUUGGGGCAGCCAGGCCCAGCCGAGGAGCCGGAGGGGCCGGGAGUAGGGGCUGCCGGGGGGCUGCUGCUCCCCAACAGGGUCGGGCAGGAGGAGCCCUCAGCCAUCGGGAUGGCCACCCCACACCCAGAUUUGUACCGCCGGGCCAUGCUGGCCCUGAAGAUGAGGCAGGAGCAGAGGAAGCAGCCAUCGGCCAUCGCGCCCUGA
Agelaius phoeniceus (red-winged blackbird) is the source of this 1086-nucleotide messenger RNA. NCBI's taxonomy places the organism in Eukaryota, Metazoa, Chordata, Aves, Passeriformes, Icteridae. The record is from RefSeq and is a predicted model, not a curated record.